Molecule: messenger RNA, 2724 nt
Organism: Dichotomopilus funicola
Lineage: Eukaryota; Fungi; Ascomycota; Sordariomycetes; Sordariales; Chaetomiaceae
Exons: 3
Coding region: 1-2724 (907 amino acids)
Cellular component (GO): kinetochore
Source: RefSeq, a predicted model, not a curated record
AUGGACUCUUACUACCGCGAGUCGGCCCGUUCUCCGAGUGACCGCUGGAAUAGUCGCGACGAGGCCAGGGUCAAAGACGAGAGGGGAGACAAUUUCUACCGCAGCGGCCGAUCUCCCGGCACCGACCGAAGCCGACGCCGGUCCAGAUCCCCUGCUCCCGUUGAUCGAUACGAGCCAAGGGGCCGCGGCCGCGACGAAUAUGCGGGCACUCGCGACCGUGACGACCGCAACCGCCGCUCUCCGCACCCCAACAUUGACCGCUACGUACCCGGCCAAGAUUCUAGCCUUCCUCAGUCGGCCUUGAACAAUCCUCUCCCUGAUCCGCUUAAGUUGUCCUAUCAGGUGGGAUUCUCCUGGUUCGGGGAGUGGUGGCGGACAAAUGAAAGGAUCAGGGAGGAGAAAGAGCGCGCCAAGAAUGGCGGCCGACGCCGCGAGCCUGAGCGGCCCCGAGGCCCUCGUGAGGCUCAGGAAGAGCGGGAGAAAGAGAAGGUUAAGAUUCAGGCUGCCUACGACAAGUACAAGGAGGAUCUCCAAGCCAAGAUGGCCCAAACAUUUGUCAAGCAACACAAAGAGGAGCAGUGGUUCAAGGAACGUUACGUGCCCGAAGUUCGCGACCCUUUCCGCGAGCAACUGAACGAGCAACGUAACAGCGCGUAUGCUCGCUGGGAGCAAGACCUUUUGUCUGGCCUCUUCGACGAUUUGUCUCUGGAGGGUAUUCUGAAAAGCGAGAGUAACGGAGCCGGUGGCGUGGUUGAGAAAGAAGAGGGGGAAGCCACCACAAACGAGGUCCUCGGCGUUGGUGAUCUGGUCCCUACACAGCCGGCGGAAGUCAGGGAUGAGACCCUGGACCAACCUACCCUGCUGAUCAAGACCAUCGCACCGUCUGUCAGCCGCCAGAAUCUAGAGGCGUUCUGUAAGGAACAUUUGGGUGAGGGCGAGGGUGGAUUCAAAAGGCUGUCGCUGAGCGACCCAAAUCCGAGCAAACGCUACCACAGGAUCGGUUGGAUUAUGCUCCAUCCGGCCCCUGAAGGCGCCAUCCCGGAAGAAACUGAGAACCAGGAUGAAGAGGAUGGCGAGGCCAAACCCGCUCCUGCAUCCACGGCAGAGAAGGCUCUUGAGGCCAUCAAUGGCAAGACGGUGAAGGACGAGCUGCGCGGUGAUUUCACUUGCCACGUCGGCGUUCAUAAUCCCCCUUCUCAUCCUAGGAAGAAGGCACUCUGGGAUCUUUUCUCUGCACCGGACCGCAUUCGCAAGGACCUUCAACUGGCUACCGAACUUGUAACCAAGUUUGAAAGUGAUCUCGGGUCUGAUCUCAACGCAGCUCGCUUGAUCGAAGAGCAUGCCGAGCGGCUGCGUGACGAGGGGAAGCUGCAGCCCGCGGUCUCAGCACCUCCUGUCAAGAAGCCAAAGAGGGAGCGUCAGCCGGUCGUCGCUCUGGAUGAAUCCAUGGAUAUUGAGCGUGAAGAGGGCGAAGAGCCCUCGGAAGACGGCGAGGAUGGCGAAGAUGACGAAGAGGAAGGGAUGGUGGAUGAUGAGGUUGACGAUAUGGAUCUCCUUAUUGAGAAGAAGAGGCUCGAUCUGACCAUUGAGUACCUCCGCCGCGUCUUCAACUUCUGUUUGUUCUGCGUUUUUGAGAGCGACUCGAUCCAUGAGUUGACCCGCAAGUGCCCGGGUGGCCAUCUCAGGCGCCCUCGGAGCUCUUUGUCUUCGGCUGCCAAAGCUGUGGCCGAGGCCAGCGCGAACGGGGACCCUUUUCCGUCCAAGAAACGCAAGGAAGAAGAGGUCGAAGAAGGCGAGGCACCCGAGGAGGACCGCAAGUUCCGCGCUUCGUCCAAGGCGGAGCAGCAGCUUCAACGGGCUUACAACUGGGUCAAGACGUUUGAGGAUAAAAUAAAUCAGAUCUUACACCCCGAGACGGCCGACUUGCGGAAGCUUGGCGGCAAACCAGUCGAGGAUGCAGUCAGCGACGAACUGGGCAAGUACGUCAAGCAAGAAGACGAGCACAAGUGGCGUUGCAAGGUGCCCGAAUGCACCAAGCUUUUCAAGGAGGAAUACUUUUGGCGCAAGCACGUUGAAAAACGCCACGCUGAGUGGCUAGAGAAGCUCAAGGAAGAGUUUGAGCUGAUCAACGCCUACGUUAUUGACCCAGCGCACAUUGCACCUUCGCGCACCGACGCCAACUCCAACGGCCACUUCCCGCAGUCCAACGGUCAACAGCCGACGGGCACGCCACGUGGCUUCAACCUCCAGAACUACGCCAUGAACAGCAUGAUCAACUUCCCGGGCUUCCCCAUGGCCAUGUUCCCACCGGGCAUGAUGAACAACGGCAACGGUGGCGGCCCCAACCCCAUGGCGCACGCGGCCGGUUGGCACGCGGCUGCUGCUGCUGCUGCAGGUGACGAGCGUGGUGGUGGUGCAGGCCCGGUCCGUCGCGGCCCGGGUAUGUCAGGCGGUCCUGGAGGCGGCGGCGGUGGUGGUGGUGGCCGAUACCAGAACCGGUCGGGCCCGUAUGACCGUCGCGGGAACAACCCGCGCUAUGGCGGUGAUGGUGGUGCUGGUGCGAUGGGUGGCGGGCGUGGACGCGCUGGCCCGGCGAAUCGAUGGGGCGAUGGAGCGGGUGGUGCUGCGGUUGGCCCGCGUGAGGCGGUCCAGGGCCGUACGCUGAAGAGCUACGAGGACCUGGAUCAGGUUUCGGGUGGGGGUGGUGGUGAGUUGAACUACUAA